UAGCAGACAGCUGAUGAUCUCAGAGUGUUUUUACAAACAUUUUGUAUGUUUUAAAGUUUUUAUGGUUGUCGUGAAAUCUUCAAACUACUAAGAAGAAUGCCUAGUUUCUCAGCCAAAGAUCACCAGGGUUGGCCUGAAGAUGUUGGGAUUGUUGCUAUGGAGGUGUACUUCCCAUCACAGUACGUGGACCAGACUGAGCUGGAACAGUUUGAUGGUGUCUCCACGGGGAAGUACACAAUUGGACUGGGCCAGUCAAAGAUGGGUUUCUGUACAGACCGCGAGGACAUCAGCACGCUGUGUCUUACGGUUGUGCAGAAACUGAUGGACAAAAACAGCAUUUCGUACUCAGAUAUUGGGAGGUUAGAAGUGGGCACAGAAACAUUGAUAGAUAAAUCAAAAAGUGUGAAGACUAUUUUAAUGCAGCUUUUUGAGAACAGCGGUAACUCGAACGUUGAAGGUAUCGAUACAACGAAUGCCUGUUAUGGUGGUACAUCGGCUCUCUUUAAUGCAAUCAACUGGAUUGAAUCGAGUUCCUGGGAUGGCCGCUAUGCAGUUGUGGUUGCUGGAGAUAUUGCUGUCUACGCUACAGGGAAUGCAAGAUGCACUGGAGGUGCAGGGGCAGUGGCUAUGCUUGUUGGGCCAAAUGCUAGUCUUAUCCUGGAUAGAGGUAUCAGAGGAACUCACAUGCAGCAUGUGUAUGACUUCUACAAACCAGACAUGGCAUCUGAGUACCCUGUGGUGGAUGGGAAGCUGUCGAUCCAGUGUUACCUGCACUCACUCGACAAAUGCUUUCAGAUAUACAGUGCAAAAGCAAGGACAGCUGGUCUAACUGCUGGACCAAGCACUCUGGAUUCAGUAGAUGCAUUUCUUUUUCAUUCACCUUACUGUAAGCUGGUACAGAAAUCUCUUGCUCGACUUAUGCUCAAUGAUUUCCUGAAUGAUCCAAAUCCAGACUUCAGUGGAAAAUAUGCUGGCCUUGAAGGAUUCAAAGAAGUCAAGUUAGAGGGAUCAUAUUUUGACAAGUCUGUGGAGACGGCAUUUGUGAACGCUAGUAAACCGAUAUUUGAGAAGAAAACGAAACCAUCACUUAUGCUUGCCAACCAAGUUGGCAACAUGUACACACCUUCCUUAUAUGGUGGUUUGGCCUCCUUCAUUAGCCAUCACACUGUGGAACAGAUAGCUGGGAAGAGAGCCGUCCUGUUUUCAUACGGUUCUGGCCUGGCCUCGUCUAUGUUUUCUGUUCGUGUGACAGAUGAUUUGUCACCCAGUUCAGGCAUUCACAAACUCGUCACCAGCCUUAGCGACUUGAAAUCCCGCUUGGAUGGCCGAAUGAAAGUUGAUCCUGUCGAUUUUGACAAGACCAUGAAACUGCGAGAGCAGACACAUCACUUAGCUCCAUACAUCCCGGUGGGUCCAGUUGAAACUCUGUUUCCGGGUACUUGGUAUCUUUCCGAGGUGGACAGCAUGCACAGGAGAAAGUAUGAACGAGUGUACCCUGUAGGUGACGAUGCAUCAAUACAAGCUUCUGAUGUUAAAAAGUCUUCAACAUUGGAGGAUUCAUCUGUAGCGUCAUCUGUGACAGUUAAUUAAGUCAACUGUUUUAUCCCAACUUGCUCAGAACCAUGUUCACAAUUAUUUACAUUACAUUCAUUAUUUGGUAAAACCACAUACAGGGUGAUCUAGAAAAGGAUCAAAAUACUGGUAGAGUUGAAGGCCAUUUUCUUUGUGGCUAUUCCUUCUCAUUAAAUAAAAAUAAUCUGGCAAAGUUUAUGCUAAGUUAAGAAACCACUUUACAAUUCUCCUGUCUAAUAUGGUUCUUGGUGGGUGACCUGUAUUAAACAGCCACCUGUCUUAAUUGACUGUCUUACUAGUCUACCAAAUCAUCAGCUACAUGUAUAGUAUCAAGAAAACAUUUUGGUGCUCUUUGAGCAUGUAACUUGCUAUAGGUUUGUAUAUAGCUUCUAGUUGCCCCACCAUGCAUGAAUAACAUUUUUUUUUUUUUUAAAUUCUAAAAUAGUUCUUUAUAUUUUAUAUUUAAUGGUAUAUUUACACACCAUUAAUACUAAGCAAGACAACUGACAGACACUUUUUCAUAUCUAGUUUUACUUAUUAGUCACUUAGUAUGUUAAGUUUGAGGGCACCUUAUUGUGCAGAGUAUUUUAUUCUUGUCUGCACUGAAAGCCAACUACCAAUAUUUAAAUGGUAUAAACAGCUACAGGUUGACAGUUAUUUAGCAUUCGAAAUAAGCACUUGUCCGUUUAUCCUGACAAAUAAAACUCAGCUCUGACAAGUAAAAUGUACUUCAAUGGUUGUCCAGUGGACAAGUGAAAAUGUUCAAUGAGUUUCAUUUUGAGCAAUCAAAAACAUCAUCCUUGUUCUCGACUAUCACAUUCCUUUUAUAUUUGAACAAGUGAAAAUAUUGGCAGACAAGUAGAUUUUUGAAUGUGUUUGUCCGGUGGACUAGUGAAAAAUUCUGCUUAUUUCUACCACAACGAAAAAAUAUAAACAUUUUAAAUCCUUUUAAUAUUUAUAUGCAUACUAUUGGACUUUGGUUUAUGUGCAUUUUAACAUUGGGUCAUUAAAUGCUUGUAACGUACCAUAUUGUUUAAUUUUCAUUAAUAAAGUUAAAUAUGUCAAACUGAAUAAGAAUAAAACAUGUGAGUAGGGUUUUUUUUUUCUUAUUGUUGAUUAUCAUGUAAAUGAGCCCAUUUUUGUAGAGAAGUGUUUUUCAACAAUUUCUGUCCGGUGGCACACUCAAAUGUGGCUUAGCAUUUCGAAGCAUAGUUGAAAUAUAAUAAUGAAAACUUGAAACAUGUAUUUUUAAAAUGUCGCUGCACACAUUUGUCGGCAUCAAAGCAUAAUAAAGUCCACAAAGGGUUGUGGUUGAUGCUGGUCUGGCAUGACUGGCACUUCAAACUACCGACCAGCAUUGUUGCUGCUUACCGUAAUUGCUGUCAUUAACCACUUAUAGUACUGUCAGGUUAUAAAGUCAUGUUUUAAAGAACAAUAAUUUAUUGGCUAUUUCCAUUCCUAAUAAAUUUCUAGGUAGAACCCUAUACACAUCAGUUGAGAAAUGUUACUUUAGGGUAUCAUUGGUGUUUAAUAAUGAUUUAAUCAUCAUAAUAAUAAUAAUAAAAUCUUUAUUUAUAGAACGUAGCUCAGUUAGUUCUAGAUUAUUCUCCCCUGAGGCCUUCUUACUAAUUAUAACAAUAAUAAUAACAAUCAUUAAUUAUUUUUAAAAAGUACAUGUAUGUAUAAUAUAUAUAUUAAAUGUGGUUUACUGCCCAGCCUAUCUGGUUAAAAGUAAAUCUAGCUUUCUUCUUCUUUUUUUUUUGGUGUCUGUCGGUUGGAUUGGAGAAAAGUUUAAUUUGGUUUUACAUGGAGGAUGACCAGAUAAAAAUGUAUUCUUUGUUGGUUUUCAAGACAUAAAUUGAAACAUUGGUGUGUUGUGGCUUAAACAUGAAUUCUAUUGUUUCUGAUUUACAAAUGAUUAUUAAAUUUGUCAGAGACAUACGUUGACAGACAAUUACAAUUGUAUAUAUACGAAAGCAUUCACCUUUGUUAUAAUUAGUUGUUUUAUUUAGCAUUUGUAGUUUACUGUAACAGUUGUGAAAUAUUUAACUUUUUAUUCUGUAUUAAUGUGUGUUGUUAAUUAUGACUGUCGUGAAUAAAUGUGACAUUUCUA
This is a messenger RNA of Gigantopelta aegis, 3685 nucleotides long. RefSeq names its product hydroxymethylglutaryl-CoA synthase 1-like. The coding region runs from base 97 to 1590 and encodes 497 amino acids. The record is from RefSeq and is a predicted model, not a curated record. Lineage: Eukaryota; Metazoa; Mollusca; Gastropoda; Neomphalida; Peltospiridae. Gene Ontology annotation, biological process: acetyl-CoA metabolic process. The transcript is spliced from 9 exons. Gene Ontology annotation, molecular function: hydroxymethylglutaryl-CoA synthase activity.